This is a messenger RNA of Carlito syrichta (Philippine tarsier), 1621 nucleotides long. Its product is annotated as protein FAM189A1-like. The coding region runs from base 1 to 1239 and encodes 412 amino acids. Lineage: Eukaryota; Metazoa; Chordata; Mammalia; Primates; Tarsiidae. The transcript has 8 exons. The record is from RefSeq and is a predicted model, not a curated record.
AUGGAUCAGAGAGGGCAGUUACAGACAGCUGGGGCCAGCAAAGCCACUGGGGAAAAAAAAGAAGCACCCAGGGAAAAAGAGCCUUCUCCAGAGGCAGAGUCGAGCUUUCUACCCAGCCACAACUGUGUGCGUGUGGCUGUGGAGCCUGAAGCCCUGGAGGGUGUUGGUAAGGCCGUGGGCUGCCCACUGGCUUUCCAGAUCAUGGGGCCUGACCCGGAGGCUUCUAAAUGCUCACAGGAAGGGGUUGAUGGGAACUGGCCUUUCCAUGCCACAGGUACCCUCUGGGCAGCAGUGAUGGCUUUCCUCCCGCAGAGGUCGCAUCCUGCCAACCCUGCCUGCGUGACACCCCACGGCACCGUUCUCCACCAGACCCUGGAUUUCGACGAGUUCAUCCCCCCACUCCCUCCUCCACCCUACUACCCUCCAGAGUACACCUGUACGCCCUCCUCUGAGGCCCAGAGGGGCCUCCACCUGGACUUCGUGCCGUCUCCAUUCAGCACCUUGUACGAUGUGGCCAUCAACAGCCCCGGCCUGCUCUACCCUGCCGAGCUACCCCCGCCCUACGAGGUGGUGGUGGGCCAACCCCCUGUCAGCCAGGCUGCAAGUGUAGAUCAGCAGGCGACCGAGUCCAGCUCCGGGGACCCAAAUGCCACUGCUGGCUUCAGCAUACCAGCACUGGAUGACAGCACAAGCCUCCUGGUGUCUGAGGGCGCCACCGAGCUGGAUUCGAGCCCCCCAUUCCCUGAAGGCCCUGUGGACACCCCGUCACCCUUGCCACCUGCCCCAUGCCUGGGCUGCACAUCUCCAGAGGAUUCCAGCGUAGGCACCCGGGUGCAGCCAGGUCCUGGGCGUGUGUCCCGGUCUACCAGCGACCCCACCUCGUGUGCAUCCAGCACGGCAGUUUCCGCGUCUCGCUCUGCCUGUCGGGCCCAGCGGUCACCGCCCGAGAACACUGACACCUGGAAAACUGGCUGCCAGCCGAUGCCAGAGCCCUUCCCCGCAGUCUCCAAAGAGCGGCCACACUCUUUAGUGGACAGCAAGGCCUAUGAAGACGCCAAGGUCUUGGUGGCUAAGUUUCUGGAACACUCGCACUGUGCGCUCCCUCCCGAGGUGCGGCCUGUGGUGGGUGCCCUCUGCUCAGCAGUCACCUCUGAGGAGCAUCCCGGGGAAGAAGCUGUCGGGGCCGGCAUGGCGGAUCAGCUCAGCCUGGGCCCCUCCCUGCCCUCUCCUGAGACCUGAAGAAGGCUGGCACCUGUGAGGACACUGCCAUUUGACCCUACCUGGGGGCUGUGAGGCUGCUGAGGUGGGCUGACUCUGGACCCCAACUGUGGCCAACGACGGGGCAGGCAUCGUGCGCAAGAAGGUUCAGCCCCCUUUAGCUGGAGACGCCCAUCCAAAUUAAAUGUUGGUAACAAACCACGGCCAGAAAGCUCAUUUCAGGCGGCUGUGCUUUCCCUCACCUGCCCUGACUCACAGAUGCUGCUAAGGCAGAAUUGCUAGGAAGUUGUUUUCAAGCCACCGGAGACCUGUUUGUACAACUGGAAAGGUUGUAUUUAUUUAAUGUACCUCAAGGUGUUUUAAUAAUGAUCAGUGUUUUAAUAAAAAGUAUUUCUGGCCUCUG